CCCUCCAGGUUAAUCGAUUACUGUUAUCGGACAUGCAGCCGGCGAAUAUGUUUACCUUUGUUUACAAAACAUUUCAUCUGCAGUAACUUCUUUUAGCUGUCUUCAACAAUGAGUGACACGGAAUCAAGGGCCACUGAAACUUCAAAUGAUUUCGACUCCUUAGAAAUCUCCGAAUUGGAUGUGGGCAGUGAUAGGUUCAAUCCUCUUCGAGCGUUAUACGAACCCAAUUUUAGGGUCACCGAUGCAGUUCCUAAGGUCCUCUACCAAAAUCUGGCUGCCUUCGACAGUGCACUUAAAAAGUUCGGCAUCUGGCAGCUAAAUAAGCGCCAAAAGCCAGGAACAGGAGAAGCAGGGGAUCAGGGGACAUCGAAAAAGGCUUCCUCUUCCAAAUCUGCUGAUAUCCUGCCUCCUCAGCGACGUUUUGAACCGCACCAGAUGCCCACCACCAGCACCAGAAAGAAGCAUCAUCGAAAUAUUUUCACCUACAUGCAGGCGGCUGUUGGACCACUGGAACUCCUAACAAAGUGCAUAUCUUCUACCAGCCACCAUGAAUCCACCGAAACUAGACGAGUUCGGGUGGUGAUUCGCAAGCACCGAUCGGUGGGCGGCAGUGUAGAGGGUGAACUGGUGGCUUUUGACAAGCAGUGGAACCUCCUCCUCAGAAAUGCUACCGAAACCUGGAAACGACGAAAGUACAAUUACGGAGAGCAAAACAUAUGCGACACAUCUGUUGAUUGCACAGGCCGCCUCUUGGAGUUGGGUAUCACUGUUCCCAGGAAUCAAGUCAAAAGUUUGAACCGAAAAAACGUGGAGAUUCGGCGAGAGCUCCCACAGAUUUUGAUACGUGGCGAAAAUGUGGUUUUAGUUAGUUUAAUACCUAAUCUAUCAAAAUAGUGUAUAGCUUAAUAAAAGGUACAUUUUUGUAGAGUUCUACUUAAACAACUACAGCUACUACUUAA
Drosophila yakuba is the source of this 959-nucleotide messenger RNA. It is a transcript of the gene Lsm11, whose product is annotated as U7 snRNA-associated Sm-like protein LSm11. Gene Ontology annotation, cellular component: U7 snRNP. Gene Ontology annotation, molecular function: U7 snRNA binding. The record is from RefSeq and is a predicted model, not a curated record. Lineage: Eukaryota; Metazoa; Arthropoda; Insecta; Diptera; Drosophilidae. Bases 109 to 894 code for a protein of 261 amino acids. Gene Ontology annotation, biological process: mRNA 3'-end processing by stem-loop binding and cleavage. The transcript has 2 exons.